AUGAAUUUAGAUAUUACAAAUUUUUAGCAUUAACUCUCAGAAUUAAAUGAAAAAUAAUAAAAAAAAUAGAAAGACAUAAAAUUAGCAUUUGAUUUAUUUUAAAAUUUGGUGAAGCAGGUUUAAAGUUUAAAAUUGCCAAAGAAAAAUUAAUAAAGUACUUAAAAUAAAAAAUAAUCAUAAAACAAAAUUAAAAUUGAAAAUUAAAAACAAGUUUAUUAAGAGAAGAACCUUUUUAAGAGAUAUCUUUCUCAAAUUGUAUUUAGAAAUAUUAUGUUAUUUUUAACUACAUAAGAUAUCAAAUAAUUAAGAUUAACAAGUUAUUUCACAAAUUAUUUAAUAGAAACGAAUUUAGAAUUUAUAUUUUAUAAAAAAAUAUAAAGAACUAUAUAUUUAGAAUCAUUAAAUAUUAUGAACUUUUAACAACCUGAAAUUCCAGGAUUAAAAAAUAUUUAAAAAUCUUUGAAAAAAUUGAUUUCUUAAAAUGGGUAAAUUCAUAAGAUUCCUCAAUAACUUUUAUCUUAUUUUGCCAUUAUUAUUGAUUUAUCUGAGUCAAGUAAAGGUUUAGUAAGCAAAAGAAACACGUAUUUUUCAAAAUUUGAUAUCUUAUCAAGUACGUAUUAAUUUCUUUAAUACUAAUCUUUGAAUUGGUAUGGAUUAUAUGAAAAAGAUAAAAGAGCUUUAAAGAUCUUAAUUUCUAAGAACUAUAAAAGAAAAGAACUUAUAAAUGGUAAAGAAUAUGAUGAUUUAAAAAAAUAUAUGUAAAAUCUUUUUGAUUUUUUGUCACGUCCAGAUUAUAAAAUAAUUUGUGAGGCUUAUAAUAAAGAUUAAUUAAUUUAGUAAACUUCAAUCUAGUAAAGAUUUAUAAAAAAUUUGCUAAUUAAAAUAAAAUAAAAAUAAAAUUAUCUUAGUAAAAUAUCAAGUUUAGGAAAUUUGUUUUUUAAAAUUACCUUAUCAUAUUGUUCUAUGAAGGAUAUAAUUAAUAGCAGAUUUGUCUGUAAUAAGUUUAACCAAGAAUUUAAACAAAACUCCAGUUAUCACUAUUAAAUUUCAUAUUCUAGAAUAUAAAAAUAAAUCAAUGUAAUAUAAACAAAUUUUAAUUUAAAUCUAACCUAAGAUGAAUUUCUGUAUAAGACUCAAGAAUAAUUUAGUUUGAUGGAACUGUUUUACAGUAUUUAAUAAAAUGAUAGCAUCAAAAAUAAUAUAACUACGAAAGAUCUCUUACAAAUAAACAGUGAAAAUAUAGCUGAAUUCAUUUUUAAAUCUCCAAUUCAAAAUGAGCUCUAUUUAAAAUGCCAAGAAUUAAUUAUAGAAAGAUUAGGAAUGGAUAUUUUAGUUGAAAAAAAUUAUGAAAUUUUCCUCAAGAGACUAAUAAAAGUCAAAGAAUGCUUAUCAGAUUAUUAUAUUUAAUUACCUAAUCUCUAGAAAUAAUUACUAAACAUAGAAAAUAAUUUUAAUUUUCAUGAAUUUUGA
Paramecium sonneborni is the source of this 1470-nucleotide messenger RNA. Lineage: Eukaryota; Ciliophora; Oligohymenophorea; Peniculida; Parameciidae. The record is from the annotation of a GenBank genome assembly.